AUGAUUCUAGUUAAUAAAAUAUUCAAGUUUAAGACUAAAAUUAAGUAAAAUAAAAUCAAGAUUAAGAGAUGCAAGAACUAAAUGAAGGAAUUGAAGUAUCAAGAAGACUUUGAACAAAUGUCAGACAAACUCUAUCAGAAGCCACUUAAGUAGCUUAUAAAUGAGAAAAAGCACUUUGGCAAGAGCGUAAAAGAUAUAUGUAGAAAUGUAGAUCAGAGAUGUUAUAUGAAUGAAAAGAAUAAAAAGCAUCGAAUAGUUUCACCAUAUCAUAGAUUUGCUAGUGCAAUUCUGCCAUAGCUUAAACUCGACAAACCAGGACUCGAGUUUACAGAGUAUACACCAAUAAUAGCUAAGAGGUGGGGUGAGAUGACUGCAGAUGAAAAAUUAUAGUAUUAAGAUUAGGAUACCCAAUUUAAAACAUAAAAAGAACUUUAGCAAAAGAGAUAGGAUGAAAUGUUUGAAGCCAUGAGGCAAAAGGAAUUGAAAUAUUAGCAGUAAAAAGAAGAACAAGCCAAUUAAGAGUAGGUGACAUUAGAUGGCUAUGUAUAUUAUGCAGAAAUAGAAAGAGGAGAGCUAAAGAAGAACUAUCCUAAAAUGAGGGUAGCUGAAAUAAUAUAAAAGGUAAAUGAAAAAUGGGAAAAAAUGUCUGAUAAGCAAAAAUAGCAUUAUGAUAGAGAAGCUUAUAAAUUCAAAAACAAAGCCAAGCGCAGUAAAUAUCAAGAGUUUUGA
This is a messenger RNA of Stylonychia lemnae, 729 nucleotides long. Lineage: Eukaryota; Ciliophora; Spirotrichea; Sporadotrichida; Oxytrichidae. The record is from the annotation of a GenBank genome assembly.